UUUUUUUUAUACACAUAUAUAAAUAUACACAUUUCUAUUCUUAAACAGUUGUAUGCAACCACAACCACAAUCUCACGUGUAUCAGCAACAUCCUGGUACUAUGCCUCCACCUGGAAAUAUGAUGCCUCCUCAAGGAAUGCCACCAAAUGCAAUGCCAUUCAGAAAACGACCUAGUGAAGUGGAUACGCUUCCUAAACACAUCAAAAAGAAAAGGCCUACAGAUAAAAAUGUACCACCACAGAUUGAAACGUUCAUUCCAGAAUCAAAAUUAUAUCGCGAGCUAGUUGAAUUUGAAAAAAAAUUAGAUGCGACUAUCAUGAGGAAGAGAUUAGAUAUUCAAGAAGCUCUUGGAAAACCAUCAAAGGUACCUCAUACACUUCGUCUUUUCAUUUCAAAUACAGCAUCAGAUCAAACAGUACAUACAGAGCAAGAAAAUACUUUUGACUUAAACAACGGUAUUACUCCUAAUUGGACUCUUAGAAUUGAAGGUCGUUUAUUAGAUUCUAAUCGAUCUACACCAAAAAUCACCUCUUUCUUUCGUUCAAUUGCUGUAGAAUUAGAUAGAGAUCCAAAUCUAUAUCCAGAAGGAAAUUACAUUGAGUGGCAAAAACAACCUAAUUCACCCGAGUUUAAUGUUGUUGAAAUAAAGAGGAAAGGGGAUGUUAAUGUGAAUGCAAAGAUCAUCUUGAAUGUUGAUUAUAACCCUCCAAAAUUUAAAUUAAGCCCUGUCUUGGCCGAUUUAUUAGACGCAAAGAUUGAAACAAAACCACAUAUUGUUAUGGGGAUUUGGAAUUACUGUAAGGCUCAUAAACUUCAAGAUGCUGAAGAUAAGAGAAUUAUUCGUUGUGAUAAUCGCUUAGCUCAGAUAUUUGGAUUUCCUCAACUUCACUUUUCUCAAUUACCAGAAUUAAUUUCUCAGCAUUUAAGUAGACCUGACCCUAUUGUUAUUAAUUAUACAAUUCGUGUUGAUAAGCCAUUACAUCAGUCAUCAAAGGUAUACGAUAUUGAAGUCGAGUUGGACAGUAUUGUUCGUCAAAAAAUGAUGCAUAUCGUAUCAUCCACUCAAACGCAGAAGGAAAUCAAUGCUUUAGACGAUAAAAUUAUUCAAUGUGUUCAAAGUAUUAAUAACAGUAAAAUUAAACGAGACUUUUUAUUACAAUUUUCAAAGGAACCUGUCGAUUUUAUCAAUAAAUGGAUUGCAAGUCAAGCAAGGGAUUUGGAAGUCAUCUUGGGUGAAAGUGAGGUUAAUUUGGAAGAAUUGCGUCAAUCUGACUUUUAUAAGCAACCUUGGUUGAAGGAAGCUGUAUUCCAUUACUUGACCACGAAGACACAACAACGUAUGCAAGAAUUACUUGGAUUUCAACAACCUAGUACAAACUAGUCUAUUUUUUUUUCUCCAUACAUACAAAUAUGUAUAUAUGCAAUAAAUAAAUAUUAAACAUGUAUACAUCUUUUUAUUUAUU
Molecule: messenger RNA, 1463 nt
Organism: Cokeromyces recurvatus
Lineage: Eukaryota; Fungi; Mucoromycota; Mucoromycetes; Mucorales; Mucoraceae
Exons: 9
Coding region: 53-1381 (442 amino acids)
Biological process (GO): regulation of transcription by RNA polymerase II
Cellular component (GO): nucleus; SWI/SNF complex
Source: RefSeq, a predicted model, not a curated record